Molecule: messenger RNA, 2912 nt
Organism: Amoebophrya sp. A120
Lineage: Eukaryota; Dinophyceae; Syndiniales; Amoebophryaceae
Source: the annotation of a GenBank genome assembly
AUGUCUACUUCCCUCACUUCCGAGGAGAUUGUCAAAAACACGGCCUCCGCCAUGGAGGCCGUGUGCAAAAUGUACCAGAAGCACCGGAAGAAUUUAUACGUGGACGAGUUGAACAAAAAAAAGCUGACGGGCCUGACCCCUGAGCGGAUUCCGCAGAAAGAGCUUUCUGAACACGAGUUUCUGAAAUCGCUGGAGCAGAUCAGGCGGUGCUGCGCAGACGUGGUGAAGUUGAAGGACAGCAACCGAAACGACGCCGAGGAAGCGAUAAACUAUUUCAGCACGUCGGGCGUCCUCACGGAAUUGGUCUGGAUGCUGGACCACAGCGAUUUUUCUAUGACGUUGCAGGGCGACGCACGAAGUAAGGACGUGGCGACACUUCGGGACCGGGUGAAGGUCCUGGAAAGGAGGGCGAGAAGGGUACAACUGAUGAAUGUUUUUUCCUCUUUCACUUGUUAAACCGAUCUUAUCACACUGUCAACAGAGGGCAGCUUUUAGUCACGACGUACACGCACUGUUGAUGUUUUCGAAUUCGUCGCUCUAUUUCCACGACGUUUGUUGAAAAUGAAAGUCACAAUCGUUGAAACUCCUUCCACAAAACAGCUGAAACAACCCCCUCCCUCCGACGAUUUUAUCUGGACGGAUCCGCUUCGCGACCGCGAAAGCGAGGGCACCAGAGCGUCCUCGAGUGUAGUAGAUCCCCGCAGCCACGGAAACAGCAGUUUCCAAUUACCGAAGUCGACCGCGACUUCUAUGAGCCAGCGGACUAGCGGGACGACCUCGAAAAGACGUUCCGGCGCGGCCACUUCUAAGCGAGACAGCAGUACAAAAAAGGCUUCCACCGUCGAAGGUGAUCAAAAUGCGGCGGAACACCAGAGGCAAUCUUUAUCUUCCACGACGAAAAGACAGUCGAGUACAACUUCUAAGAAGUCGACGAGUGAAGAAAAGGACGGUGAGAAUGCUACUAGGCAAUCGGAUAAGAAGUCAGAAAAUCAAGGUACCGAGGAACAAGAAGCCACUCGGCGUAGUUCCUCGGCGAAGAUGAAAGAGUCCUCUCGUGGUUCCGAAGGUGGCAAGAAGUCGCGCCAUUCCAGUGAGAACGUGUACCCGGCGAGUGCGGAGCGGAGCGGUUCCCAAGCUGGAGACCAGAACGCCAGCACGGGAGAAAGAACGUCAGACGUUGUUCACAGGUCUGCCGCUGAAGAGCAGCAGGUCGCGUUGUCCAACGCCAUACUUUCGAACCAGUUGGAAACCCACUCCGAGGGCGCGCACUCCCACCAAACCGUGUCCGCUUCGGAGUCCGAGAGAGAUCAUAGUAACAAGAAGAAACUGCUGCAGCGGCAGAACACGAACACCACCGCGAAAGACGGCGCGGACCAUAAGCAUCAUAGGUUGAAACACUUGCACAGCAAGGAGUUCGUCCGCAUCAGGCACUCGCAGUUGCACUCCGGGUUGAGUUCCAUGCACUCGGGGAUCUUAGAGGACGAUAACGACAACGCGAAUGAUAAUGACGAUCAUACUCAAAACAGCACUUCUUCGCCCGCGAAGAAAAAAUCUAAAUCAGUAGAGAACGACAAGAAGCAUCUAUCAAAAGGAAAAAUCCCCCCUCCCCAUAUCGAAACGAAAUUUCUGAUGCUGGAUUUGCUUACACAAAUCGGAUCUCUCUUGCAGUAGAGGACUGCAGGCCCAUAUCAAGCCCGAGUAGAGAGGUGCUGGCCUAGGUGCUUCGCAUGAAAAACGUCUAUGCUGUAGGCCCAAUAGCAUCACAAACCGCUUACAUAAUACUGCGGGGCCUUUGGGGUUGCCUUCUUGCAAGACAGAGGCGAUUUGUGGUCACAAAUGAGCAUGGCAAAUUUUCUGCGGUGUGCCUUUUCGAUAUGGGGAGGGGGGAUUUUUCCUUACGAUAGCAUCAUCAUCAAGAAAAGCAGCAUAGCAACCAAACGGAGCGCCCCAUGGCCGGUAACGCGGACCAACAUUCGGUGAAACAGCACCAGAUAAUGCAGGACCACGUCACCCACGCGGCUAUGAACAUCGGGUUUCGCCCCUCCCGGUCCUCCGAAAAGCGCGCCUCCGAGGGCCCAAGGGACAGCGUCAAGGGGUUCGCGAUCGUGAACAAGGCAACGGACGAAAUCCUCGAAAUUCACGCGACCAGACAAGACGCGGACUUUGCCUUCGACAAGAAAGCGUUUUUGAACGGGGUGAAGAAAGCGGACAACACCUACGGACCGGCGUCGAACAAGGCAGAGAGGGACUCCGUGGCCGCUGGGCUCGUGGCGGCCACGAGCCGGACGAGCAAUGUGGAAGAUGAUGAUAGGUUGAAGCAGUUUGAGAUUAAGGAAAUCUGGUGUAAAAUGGACCAGAUGAAGCAGCACGUGAAGUCUAUGAUUGAGGACUCGAAAGCGGCGGAGCAGAAGGGCGGGAAGCCGGGCCUCACGUCCGCGCACCAGCAGUUGCGGAAGCAGCGGUCCGACGCCCGGAUUUUCGACAAGACGCCAAAGAGUUCCAAAACGAGAAGUUUGAACCCCGACGUAGACGGGUCCGAGCCCGAGUCCAACGUUUCCUCCGCCUCCUACACGGACGAGGACGGGGCGAAACAGCGGGGGCUGUGGUUCGACCACUGGCGGGACGCCGAAGAGCCAGUGUACGAAGACAUGAUACGGAAAACGCUGUGGAACAUGGGCUUUCACAUCGGGGACGCAAACAUCCGGCAGCGACCCAUGGAACAGGCAAGGACCAGUGCGGGCGAACACAUCGACAACGUGCUCGAAGACAUGUUCGCCGAUAUGAUGUGAGCGUUUUGAUGUUGUAGUUCACCUCCGCAAGAAGUGGUGCGUUUCAAUUGAAUUUCUUCUACUCUGAAGAGCAAACUACGGCUUACGAGUUGUACGAAUUAGCAUUGGAACUGAUGGUGGUCA